AUGGCCGCCGCGGACGCAAAGGUCUGGCUUCAGUCCAGCGACAACGUCUCUAUUGAAGUUGACAGGGCUGUUGCCGAGCGCUCCAUGCUUAUCAAGAACUUGCUGGACGAUCUGGGCAGCGAUAGCAUCUCUCAGAGCAACGCGAUUCCCAUCCAGAACGUGAACGAGGCUGUGCUUCGGAAAGUUAUCGAAUGGUGUGACCACCACCGCAACGACCCCCAGCAAAACCCCGAUGACGAGUCCGAUGCCCGUAAGAAGACAACCGAGAUUGAGGAAUGGGACCAGAAGUUCAUGCAGGUUGACCAGGAGAUGCUCUUUGAGAUCAUCCUUGCCGCCAACUAUCUGGACAUCAAGCCCCUACUCGAUGUCGGUUGCAAGACUGUCGCCAACAUGAUCAAGGGCAAGUCUCCUGAGGAGAUUCGCAAGACCUUCAACAUCACAAACGACUUCACCCCCGAAGAAGAGGAGCAGAUCCGCCGUGAGAACGAGUGGGCUGAGGACCGCUAA
This is a messenger RNA of Emericellopsis cladophorae, 507 nucleotides long. Its product is annotated as E3 ubiquitin ligase complex SCF subunit scon-like protein. Gene Ontology annotation, cellular component: cytoplasm; nucleus. The record is from RefSeq and is a predicted model, not a curated record. NCBI's taxonomy places the organism in Eukaryota, Fungi, Ascomycota, Sordariomycetes, Hypocreales, Bionectriaceae. The transcript has 4 exons. Gene Ontology annotation, biological process: SCF-dependent proteasomal ubiquitin-dependent protein catabolic process; mitotic cell cycle. Gene Ontology annotation, molecular function: cullin family protein binding. Bases 1 to 507 code for a protein of 168 amino acids.